AUCACAUUAGUACUGACGGAACUUUGUCCACUGUGCCAACAAUCUGCCUUGACGCGUACGGCGCUUCCGGUGCAGAAUACAACGUCAUGAUCAAAUCAGGUCAGGAGGACUCAGCAACUGUUCCAUGUCCCUGGAUAUUCCUUGGAAGUUUUGACUACAUACAUACUUCUUCCAGUGGAACGACAUCGUGCUCCGCAGGAGGAAACACAUGGGACAUGUGCACUGAUAUCUCUAGCAUGGCGUUCAAUUUAUCAAGCUGUUCUGUAGAUGUACCCUAUUCAGGUACAAGCUCUGUGAGGUGUGUGGACACAGUUCCGGUAGCUUCGGAGAAUUAUGUAACUGUCUACAACAGUGGAACUUUUGAUGGCGUAAACACUUUCCAAUUUUCAUGUUUUGAACUUGUUGUAAGUAUUAAAGUUCCAUUAAGCUUUUAA
Molecule: messenger RNA, 434 nt
Organism: Mercenaria mercenaria
Lineage: Eukaryota; Metazoa; Mollusca; Bivalvia; Venerida; Veneridae
Exons: 4
Coding region: 87-434 (115 amino acids)
Source: RefSeq, a predicted model, not a curated record